UAAUUUGCAUAUACAGCGCCACCUAUCGAUUUUUCUAAGUCGGAAGCAGAAUUUGUAGUUGAAGUUGCUUUCACUUUGCAAUAAUUGUGACAAUGAAAAAGGCAAAGAGGAGUCCGACGAAACAAGAGAUGAACAUUGAAGAAAACAAAGAAACAAAGCUACUCCAAAAGUCUACAAAGAAAUCCAAGAUGAAGUAUGACAGGACCAAUCUGUUGAGAGCGUUUGAAGCUACCAAGAUGGGCAUGUCAGUUUACAGAGCUUCGAGGGAAUACAAUAUACCUGAAUCAACUCUUCGUGACAGGUCAAGAGGACUGGUACCUAUAGAUGCCAAAGUUGGUUUUAAGCCCAUAUUUUCUUCAGAUGAGGAACAGAGACUUGUUGAGCAUAUUUCCUACAUGGCUAACAUUGGAUAUGGAUAUAAUGCAUCCAAGAUAAAAUUCAUGGCAAGGGAAUAUGCUAUUAACAUUGGUAAAUCUGUGAAAUCUACACAACAUCUCAGUGAUAAUUGGUUUUAUGAUUUUCUUAAGAGAUGGCCAAAGUUGGAUGUAGCAAAAGCACAGAAACCUAGCAUUUCAAGAGAAACCGUAGAAAAUUACUGUGCUGAACUUGAGACUAUCUUAAAUGAAAAUAACUUAUUUGACAAACCUGAGCGUAUUUUUAUGAUAGAUGAAAAUAUUAUUUCAACAGAACACAGAUCUCCAAAUGCUGUAUGUAGUCCAGACACCAAUUUACAGGACGAAUCAUCAUCACAAUCAUCUUUAGUUACAAUUAUUGCUGGCGGAAAUGCUAUAGGUAAUUGUAUACCUCCGUAUUAUGUAUUUCCUGGGAAACGCUGGAACCCUGAAUUUCUUCGGAAUACAAGUGUCGGAUCAUCGGGAGAAAUGACCAAGAAUGGUUUGACAAAUACAGAAGUGAUUCAGAACUAUGUUACUAAACAUUUUGUGAAUUAUGCCAAUUUGUCACCAGAUAAACCAGCCUUACUUCUUUAUGAUGGACAUAAAUCUCAUAUCAAACUCACAUGUACUCAGUGGGUCAGCAAAAAUAAUGUUAUAAUAUUUGUUCUGCCACCUCAUACUAGUCUGGUUACUCAACCUAUGGAUAAUUCAGUUUUUGCUCCAUUUAAGAGAAUGUACUGUAUGGUGAGUCAUGCCUACAUGGAACAAAACCCUGGACGUAAUAUUUCUAUGUACAGUGUGGCAGAAUUAACAGCUUAUCCAUACACUAAAGCAGUUUCUACUGAAAAUCUACAAUCGGCCUUCAGGAAUGCUGGUAUAUUCCCUCUUGACAAAACAACAAUUGCCAAGUGCUGCAGCCCAGAUUUCAGAGAUUCUUCUACACCUGCUGUGACACAGUCUGACGGGUCUGAAUUAAAUGUAGGCGCUCAAGACCCAGAUACCAAUAAUAUGUUACCAAAUAACAUAUGUGAACUGGAAGAAAUGAAGGAAUGUUUCCAGGUUGGGGCAGCGAUUUCUAACAAAAAUACCAAUGAAUAUAAAGAUACUUCUGAACCACAAGCAGAAAAUACAACAAAUUGUAAAAUAAAUAAGGGUAUCAUAACUCAAAGAUCAUUAGCUAUCAAAAUUAUUGAUGAACAUGGGAUCAUACUUGUUCCUGAAAUGGGAGCCUUCAUGGUGAGAGGCAACAAUGACAAAAAAUAUGUGGUUACAGUUUUUCCUGAAGAGACAUGUUCAUGUCCAGCAACAUCAAGAUGUUGUCAUAUUGUAGCCGCAAUGAUGGCUAUAGGAAUGCCAGUUCCAGGUGGUAGGAAAAGUUGAUGCAAUGUUUAAGACACUAACCACUGAACCAUUUUGAAAGAAACUGAAAACAUUUAAAGAAGUGAUAUGAAAAAGGGGAUUAUAGAUACCAAUUAUGAUAUAAUAUUUUAUGUUUAAUCCUGUCGACAAAUUUUUAUUUUUUUAUUAUUUUUUUUAAA
Ruditapes philippinarum (Manila clam) is the source of this 1933-nucleotide messenger RNA. RefSeq lists its product as uncharacterized. Bases 93 to 1775 code for a protein of 560 amino acids. The record is from RefSeq and is a predicted model, not a curated record. Gene Ontology annotation, cellular component: nucleus. NCBI's taxonomy places the organism in Eukaryota, Metazoa, Mollusca, Bivalvia, Venerida, Veneridae. The transcript is spliced from 3 exons. Gene Ontology annotation, molecular function: DNA binding; zinc ion binding.